Molecule: messenger RNA, 2599 nt
Organism: Botrytis cinerea B05.10
Lineage: Eukaryota; Fungi; Ascomycota; Leotiomycetes; Helotiales; Sclerotiniaceae
Gene: Bcwcl2
Product: Bcwcl2
Exons: 3
Coding region: 708-2237 (509 amino acids)
Biological process (GO): regulation of DNA-templated transcription
Molecular function (GO): sequence-specific DNA binding; zinc ion binding; protein binding
Source: RefSeq, a predicted model, not a curated record
GCCUCUUGCCUCUCCAUGUACAUUGUAUACUGCGUGCUUCCUGACUUCCUGACGAUGACCCUGCGUUUGUUACAUCGACAUCUGGCAUCUCUUCCAGUCCACCCACGCCCAGAUCUCUGAUGACCUACAUAUCGGCCAUACCAGGUACGAGCCAUCUUCAUUCACACUAGGAGAACGAAAACAAAAACCAAAACAUCACAUUUGCACAAUUGCCAUGUUUCUCCAUUCCCCAUUUUCCCGCCUUAUAUUUCGUCAUUCCAACAGUACCUAGAUACCUUCAUAAUCCAUAAAUACUGAGAAAGAGGUAGGGAAUAGGAAUAGUAACGGUAGCUGAUAUUCUUUUCAAUUCAUCCAUCAUCAUUACAUUAUUAAUUCCACUCGAUUCCAUUCCCCUCGACUCGUCUCGUCUCGUCUCAGCCCAGCUCGAUCUGACUUGAGCUUCAAAUCUUGGGAGGAAAUUUUCUUCCCCUCUCUAAAAUUCAGACCUUCCCGACAAAGCUUCGAGAGCGUAAUAUCUCAGCACCGCAUUUUACAUUUGAUCGUUCGCGAUAAACUUGUACCUGUCCACCUGCCUACCCACCUGCUUGACACCUUCACAUCCUCACUACCUAUUUGCCUCGAAUCCCAAUGCCCACACAGAGACACAGGCAGAGACACAUACAGAUAGAUCCUCUUCUUCACGCCCACAGCACAAUUAGAGUUCGAAAAUGUCAGAGGGGGAUACAUCUAUGAAUAUGAAUAAUUUGAACCUGGAUCCUACCGAUUUCUUGCAACAGCAUCAUCAUGCAGCCAACCUCGGAUCCAUAGAUCGGGCACUGUCAGCCUCGCAGGUCGAUCAAAAUUUGCCCGAUACAUUAAUGUCGGAGAUUCUACAGGAUAAUUUAAUGAUGGACUUUGAUGGACUUCCCGAUAUGAAUAUGGAUCUGAAUACUCUUGGCGACAAUGGCAACAUGCCGAAAUCUUUUACAUCACUCAACAUGAUGUCGCCCGUCGGAAAUGAACACAACGAUGAUGGGAGAAGGGGAGGAACGAAUGAUGGGGAUGCCCAGAUUGAAGAAAUCGGGGCGGGUCCUUUACCUGCAGGCUUUGGCGUCCAGCCACCAAAUACGAGUAACAGCUCAGUCAAUGAUUUCACGAGACGACGGAAUUGGCAACAAAAGGUGGUUGAAGAGAUCAAGGACUUUUUACACGUCUUGACCCCUUUUGGAAAGUUUGUUUUUCUUUCGCCUAGUUGUCAAAGUCUCACUGGAUAUGCCGCAGAGGAGCUUCAGGGGAAAUUUAUCGUGGAUUACAUACAUCCAGAUGAUAGUGCAAUGUUUGUGAGGGAGUUCAAUGAAUCCAUUGCAUCUGGUAAUAAACUGCGAUUCUAUCUUCGAUUUCGCAAGAAGGAUGAGUCCUACACAAUAUUCGAGUGUCACGGACAUGCCCACUAUGCAUCAAGACCCUCGCCAACAGCAGCUCUCCCAGUUCCAGAUCCAGAUGUCCCGCCUAGAGAAACAGCGGAUUAUUGUAGAGGCUUUUUUAUGAUGGCACGGAAAUAUCCAACAAAGAACGCUAUUCUACUGGAUUCAUUUCUGGAACAUAAGACUGAGUUUGAGCGAAUGUCAAAGAAAAUUAGGGAUCUCAAGAGAGAAGAGGAGGAAGAAUUCGAAGAUAGUGAAAGAACUUGGACGCAUCGACAACAAUCAGACUCAUCUGAGACAAUGACCACAGCCAUGAGCGCAUCCAUACCUGCGGAUCCGAACCAUCCUGAUUUCCUAGCGAUGCCUCCUCCAGCAAGACCGGACAUGUCAUAUAGCACGUUGACGAAAGCGAAUCUCGAGGAUGCUAUUUCUAAUAGACAGCCCGAUUCUAUAAAAGAUAAAAUGCAACGAUACGAGGGUGUUGAUACUGUAGAAAUGCUCACCGGGUUACAAUAUCGAGAUGGUGAAAGAAGUCAAGGGAUUAGUACCGGCGCCCGCAGUCCAGCGUUAAUUAGAGGCGAUGUUGGGAUUGCAAUACCAAUUGAUAAAGAUGGCCGUCUAGGGGACAAGAAGAAGAAGAUGAAGCUGGCAGAUGAAUAUGUUUGCGCAGAUUGUGGUGUUAUGGAUUCACCAGAAUGGCGCAAAGGCCCCAAGGGUCCCAAGACGCUCUGCAACGCCUGCGGACUUCGCUGGGCAAAGAAAGAAAAGAAACCACAGGCGGGGUCGGCACCAGCGCCUUCAAAUACUCUCACGGGACCUUCCCCAGGCUCUUGAAGACACCGUGCCGACUCUUUUACGAAUAUGAUAUGAUUGAUAUACAAGGCGUUUCGGUCGAGAGGGUUUAUAUAAUUUCAGCAUGGAGUUUGACGGGGAUGGUUUUUUAGAGGGUUUAUGACCUUAAUACCCACUUGGCUAGUUUUUAAAGGCCGGCGUUUCUCUUUUUACACUUUGAACUGAAAAUAUCAGAUGGUUUAAUUUGCGUGUUGGAAUUUCAAGAGGGCUACCUAGCUAUAGUGGAUGGAUUUAAAACCAUGUCUUUGUCAGUUUAAUAGUUGAUUUUGUGUACGCUAUGCUAUGAAUGAAGUAUCUAGUAUUCUCUCAUGAGGAAAUAAGAGGUUAUUGUUUGAUGGUGUUUA